Molecule: messenger RNA, 945 nt
Organism: Microthlaspi erraticum
Lineage: Eukaryota; Viridiplantae; Streptophyta; Magnoliopsida; Brassicales; Brassicaceae
Source: the annotation of a GenBank genome assembly
AUGACUGGUCACAAGGGAGAUCGAGAUUCCAAAAAAAAGAGAGAAAUCUUCCUAACAUCGUCAUCUCUGUCUUUUUCUUCACUUUCUUCCUCUUGUGCGUCGUCAUGGGACGAAACCGUAGAGAGAAACACGAAAUCAUCAAGCGAGGAGCAGAAAGGGAAACUUUCGAAAGCUUCUUCACGAGGCUCUCAAAAGUCAGAUGUGACUCAUGUCACGAUGCAACCUCCUCCAUCUCCACCUCCUUCGAGGUCACCAGCAAUCAAGCUGACGAAUAAUGGUUUAGAGAAUCACGAUCCAGAGAGAAUCCCAGCUACCGUGUUUGGCAAGAAUGGUGACGUGAACUGGAGUGAAAUCUCGAAUGAGUCAUUGUUUAGUCUGGCAGUGUCCAGUUAUCAAGCGUUUCGUCAGAGCAAUGUCAAACCUAAAGAAGCUUUAACGCCGCCGGGUGGUGAGUACUUAUCAUACUCUCCUUCUGAGCUAGUUAAGCCUGAUAAGGAUGGAGAAGAGAAGAGAUCUGAAACGAAAGAGACAAAGAGUGGAGUGACAUCGGUCGGGACUAGUGGUCAUGGAGAGAAGUCCUCAUAUUCACCUCCUCCAGCUGCCUCAUGGAGUACUAGCCCCAGCAACUUCUAUGAGUUGUAUCAAUCCCCGCCGACGAAAGCUCAAUCUUUAUCCGAUACUGGCGGCUACAAAAAGAAAAGUAAGACAAGAAAGAGCAAGAAGAAGAAGAAGAAGAAUAAGAAGAAGGAGAAGAAGGAAAAGAAGGAGAAAGAGAAAGAGAAAGAGAAAGAGAAAAAGUUCAAUCUAUUUCAAUGUCUGACGAACAAGUGUUGCAUAUGGUCUUGGUUGUGUUCAGGGAUUCCAAAGUGUGAAUGUUUCAAAUGGAGAAAGUGUUGCUGCUGCUGCUGCUGCUGCUGGAGAAGGCCAAAAGCUAAGGGCUUGUGA